This is a messenger RNA of Anoplopoma fimbria (sablefish), 885 nucleotides long. RefSeq lists its product as uncharacterized. The coding region runs from base 24 to 656 and encodes 210 amino acids. NCBI's taxonomy places the organism in Eukaryota, Metazoa, Chordata, Actinopteri, Perciformes, Anoplopomatidae. The record is from RefSeq and is a predicted model, not a curated record. The transcript has 2 exons.
AAAAUGACAGCAGAAGAGCUGCCAUGGCGACAGUGGACCACUGCAGUGAUGCAGCCUGCGGGACGGAGAGCCGGGAGCCAGGUGAGGAGCAGGGUCUGGGUUACAUGAUGAUGUCGUCACAUGGAAGCCAAAGUUCAGCUGUACUGCCUCAGGACGACUAUGUGACCAUUGCAAGCCCACAGAAAGACAACAGAGCAGCCUACUCUUCAUCCUCCUCUUCCCUUCAGACAUCAUUCAACAGCUCCACCUCUGAGAGCUACUCUCCUCUGCCCCCGUCACAUCUUCAGACCCAUGAGCUCAGUCAGCCGCACUGGCUGGUGACCUCAGUCCAACAGUCAGAAACAGAAGCUGACCAAUCACAGAUGAGAAUCAGCUGCUCCGGCCGACCACAGGACGAUGCAAGCCAGGAGCAGACGUCCGCCAAGCACAGACGAGUAGAGCAGACCAGGGCCUCUUCGUCUCCUGUGAGGAGUGUUUAUUGGUCUAGCAUGAUGACUCCAUUUGUCACAAGCGGUCCAGACCAUACCAGGCCGGUCCAGGCUAGUCCAAACUCUGGCAAAGGCCGGUCUAGCCGAGCCGCAUCAGACAAAUCUGUCAGAAGAUACCGGCUGUCUUUGUGUCUGCCUUCCUGUCUGCAAGCUGAGGACAGAUGCUGAGUUGUUGUAAUAAUUAAUUGUUUUGUUGAGAUCAAUAAUCUGAACAGAAGCUACUUAUUUAUUCAGGUGACGUUAUAGUUACAGGCCACGAAAAGUAAAAAUUAUGAAAGAAUGAUUGAUGUGUUCAUUCCACUGGGGCUUUAAAGUCUUAGAUUACAGAAUAUGUUUGAAAAAAAUAAAGUUGUCUCUGACACAUUUAAUCUGUUAUUUUGUUUGUAAAUGUUCUCAG